Molecule: messenger RNA, 2665 nt
Organism: Pelodiscus sinensis (Chinese soft-shelled turtle)
Lineage: Eukaryota; Metazoa; Chordata; Testudines; Trionychidae
Gene: PLEKHA8
Product: pleckstrin homology domain containing A8
Biological process (GO): intermembrane lipid transfer; ceramide transport
Cellular component (GO): cytoplasm; cytosol; membrane
Molecular function (GO): ceramide 1-phosphate binding; ceramide 1-phosphate transfer activity
Source: RefSeq, a predicted model, not a curated record
GGCGAGUCACGUGCUGGCCGCGCCGCGGGAGGCUGGGCCGUCCCGCCUGCUGGCGGGGCUGUGAGGCGGCGCCUGGGGCAUGCGGAAGCCUUUGUGCGCUAGCGGCGGGGAGGCGCAGGCUGCAGCGAGCCCCAGGAUGGCCCUGGGCGUGGGUGGCUCUGCGGAGGGGCGCCGGGGGCGGCUGGAAGCUUAAAGGCGCCUGCGGGCGGGGGAGGGGGGAGCGGCGGCUCCUCCCCGGGCCCGAGCAGAGCUGGAUGGGGGGGCCUUUGCCACCGGGGAGGGGGUGCUGUACAAGUGGACCAACUAUCUGAGCGGCUGGCAGCCUCGAUGGUUUCUUCUCUGUGGAGGUAUCUUGUCAUAUUACGACUCUCAGGAAGAUGCCUGGAAGGGUUGUAAAGGAAGCAUCCAAAUGGCCGUGUGCGAAAUUCAAGUUCACCCUACAGAUAAUACUCGGAUGGAUCUGAUUAUUCCAGGAGAACAGUACUUCUAUCUGAAAGCCAGAAAUGCAGCUGAGAGGCAAAAGUGGCUGGUUGCACUAGGAACUGCCAAGGCCUGCCUGACAGACAGUAGGACACAGAGAGAAAAAGAGUUCACUGAAAGCACUGAAGCCUUGAAAACCAAAAUGUCAGAGCUUAGAUUGUACUGUGACCUCCUUGUUCAGCAAGUGGAUAAAACUAAGGAAGCUAGCAUUUGUGAUAUAUCUGAAUCAGAGAAUGGAAUUGAUAUGGGAGCUCUGCUGAAAUCAACAUGUAACACUUUCCUGAAGACUCUUGAUGAAUGUAUGCAGAUUGCAAAUGUGGCCUUCUCCUCUGAGUUAUUACUUCGCACCCCCUCGGGAUCUCCACACUUGGCUGUUCUCAAAUCAAACAAGGUAAUCUCUCCUGUCUCCUCCAAUAGCACUACAACAGAAAGGCAAAUGGAAUUGCACAGUUGUGAAAAUGGCUCCAUAAAGACAGAAACUAAUCAUUGUGAGCAAACCUUGAUUAAUCCUCUGAUACCUUCAAACCUGAAAUCUAAUGACGGGGACUGUGACAUUGCAGCAGAAGACGAUGUAAAAAAGAAGUUGAUAGGUGAUGAAGUUAAAGAUGAUGGAGACGGCAAGAUGCUGCCCAUAGAGAGCAACAGUGCUAACGAAUCGCUGCAGUCGGCAAUGUAUUCUCUAAGUGGACCAGCUCCAUCACACUUGGGAGAAGAAGAGGAGGAUAUUCCUACCUUCUUCAGUGUCAUGAGCAAUAGGUUCAGUGAUAUUGAACUCCAGGAGAAUGAGGGCAUACCCACAGAGGAAUUUCUGCAAUCGUGUUACGCAAUAGUGCCAGUCUUGGACAAACUUGGACCAACAGUCUUUGCUCCUGUAAAAAUGGAUUUUGUAGGUAAUAUCAAGAAAAUAAAUCAGAAAUAUAUAACCAACACAGAAGAGUUCAACACCCUCCAGAAGAUAGUGCUCCAUGAAGUGAGUGCUGAGGUAGCCCACGUUAGAAACUCGGCAACCGAGGCCCUUUUGUGGCUAAAAAGAGGCUUAAAAUUUUUGAAGGGAUUUUUGGAAGAAGUUAAGAAUGGAGAAAAGAAUAUUCAAACAGCUCUGAACAAUGCUUAUGGCAAGACUUUACGGCAGCAUCACGGCUGGGUUGUGCGAGGGGUUUUUGCGUUAGCUUUAAGGGCAGCACCAACAUAUGAAGACUUUGUGGCAGCACUAUCUGUGCAGAAAUGUGAUGAUCAGGAAGAAGCAUUUUAUAAUGCCAUGCAGAGAGACCUCGACAUUUACUUGCCAGCCAUGGAAAAACAGCUGAAUAUCUUGGACACACUUUAUGAAUUACAUGGUUUGGAAUCGGAUGAGGUGGUAUAACCAUAAUGAGACAGUACCUCAAAACUUCAGGCACUGCGUUUAGCAAGCUUUUCUGAAUGCUGUUCCUCCUCACUGUAUCUUUUCUUAGUGUGCAAGGUGGAGGAGCCAGUGUGCAUGUGUGCUUUUAAUCCUGGUUUGUGUUUAAACGAAGAGGUGCUGUUUCUUUGACGGCUGUAACUGUCUGCAUGGUGAAUACAUUUGGUGAAAUAAUUGUUCUUUUUACAUGAAUGUAACAGAGCAAAAUUAAGCUUUCUUGCUCCAGUGCUCAAAACUGGGGGGGCAGCUUUGACAGGAGCACAGAGCACACUAUUGCUGUGCUGAUGUCACUGUGUUGCCCUCACCCUGUUCUGUGCCUGCUGGGAUGAUGAUCCUAGUCUCCAUUUUACUGAUGUUUUCUUCAUUGGAGUUAGCAGAGUGGCAGGGAUGGUGAGAGCUGUCCCCCAGUGGCAGCAGACAAGGGGACAGUAGAACUCUCUGCCUUAUUAAGAGUGGUUAGGUUAGUCGGUUGCCAUCUUUUGGAUGCAACCCAAAUUUACCUCUUGUUUUAUACUAGUGACUAGAUUGUAUUCCCAACCCUGUGUUUUUAAACAACAACAACAACAAAAUAUAAAAGACUGUUACUGCAAGCGUUUGCCUUGAGGUCAGGGUCCUUGAGCAUCCUCUAAGGGUCAACCCAUCACACUACACAUGCUUCCCCUGUGCUGACUUAGGUACUGUCCACCCCCUUUUCAUGGACCUGUAUUGUCCAUUCUACCAGGAAUCUCCUGGUCUCACCCUUGGAGGGAAGGAGCAUGAGGGAUGUGUGUGUGUGUGAGAGAGAGA